Molecule: messenger RNA, 1476 nt
Organism: Thunnus maccoyii (southern bluefin tuna)
Lineage: Eukaryota; Metazoa; Chordata; Actinopteri; Scombriformes; Scombridae
Exons: 3
Coding region: 1-1263 (420 amino acids)
Source: RefSeq, a predicted model, not a curated record
AUGGCGGCGCGUGUAGAUGCAGCGGCCCCUCACUGUCCCGACCGUGCGGGAGUUUGUUCUGUUAGUAAGUGUUUGUCCGGAAGUUUUUCGUAUGCGUCUCGUCUGUCUACGUUGGAAUACAAGUACAGUCGACAGACCCUGUUAGACAUCUGCAGGAACCAGCUUUGCAACACUUUGGAUACUGCACAAACAGAGUCGAUAGAGGAGCUCGGAUUACUCCGCCAGCCUGCAACCACACUGGACUCGACUACUGCUCCCCCUCCAGAAAGGAGGCACCGCAAGCGGUGUGCGAGGAAGCAGAAGAGGGGCAAGCGCGGAGGCAGCCACACACAACAACACUGUGCACUGUGCACAGACACUGUUACUUCUUAUAUCAGCAAGUGCAUCGAUGAUGUGACCCACACAAAAACCAUCAUCACUCGGGCUAACCAGAAGCCAUGGCUGACAGGGGAUGUCCAGCGGCUGCUGAGGGCCAGAGACAAUGCCUACAGAGCUGGGGAUGAAACUGGCCUGAGAACAGCGAGAGCCAACCUGUCCCGCGGCAUCAGGAAAGCAAAACAGGAAUGCACAAACAAGAUAAGCCAAUUUAAAGACUGCAGAGACACACAGAGCCUGUGGCAGGGCAUUCAUACCAUCACAGACUAUAAACCCGCACCACAGCUCUGCGACAGCAACAUCUCUCUGCUCAACAACCUCAACAGCUUCUUUGCACGUUUUGAAGCACAAAACAACACACGCCCACAGAAGACUCCACUCCCCUCCCAUGAUCAGACUCUGUGCCUGUCGGCUGCCAGCGUGAAGAGGACACUCUUCGCCAUCAACACCCGCAAGUCAACAGGUCCAGACAACAUCCCUGAAGAGAGACUUCUUGAAGAGAUGACCUUGGAGGAGCACAGGCAGCUCACCAGUGAACUGCCUCAGAGGCAGCCAGGGUUCAUUUUUGAUGCCUUGAUGAUGCAUCAGUGCAGGCAUGGUGUCCCACCGUUUGCUGGAGUGCCAGGGGUACCAUGGUGUACCUGUAGUAACUGUACAGACAUGCCUACAGACCGGGAGAGGAAAUGCUGUGGCCAGUACCCUGCAGAUUGUGUAAUAAUAAUACCGCACUUCUCCCAGUACUGUCUUGAAAAUGCUUUUUAUGCAUUCACAGGCAGUACUGGGAGGACAUUAUUGUAUUUGGCCAAACCAGGAAGCCUGGGGAUGACAACUGGGAGUAUCGUUAUGCUGCCUAUAGACAUUUCAUCUAUUGACAGUAUGGCUCUUUAGGCCAGGGAAACUGACUUGUCAUCCCCAGUUGCUGUCUUUGGAGGAUGAGGGACAAGUUCCCUCAUCCUCCAAAGACAUCACACUGGUUUCACACCUGGUCUCUGAGUUUCCCUCCAGGCCCUCUGGAACAUCCACACAGUAUCUCAGGUACUCACACACCUGCCUGUUCAUCAUCAAAUCAUCUCUUAUUUGUUACAUUUCUGAUAUUUUAUU